This is a messenger RNA of Rubroshorea leprosula, 612 nucleotides long. NCBI's taxonomy places the organism in Eukaryota, Viridiplantae, Streptophyta, Magnoliopsida, Malvales, Dipterocarpaceae. The record is from the annotation of a GenBank genome assembly.
UAGUUUUGUAUUCCUCAGCAUUUGCAACCCUUUACACCUGUGCUGAAGUAUUUAGAAUCAGGAAAUGGUUAAAAGGUAUGGAGCGUUUUGAUGUGCAGGAAAUAUCAUGUUGCAGUGCAUAGAGGGAAUCAAUCGUUUAUUUGCUUCCCUACUGCGUUGCUGUGAUAUUGGUUUGUAUAAACAAUCAAGAGGCCUUGAAGAUCCUGAACUUCUUGCUAGAGAGACCGUGUUCACUGUUAGUGAAAUAGAGGCACUUGAUGAGCUCUUCAAGAAGAUCAGCAGUGCUGUCAUUGAUGACGGGUUGAUUAAUAAGGAGAAAUUUCAGUUGGCAUUAUUCAAGACGAACAAAAAAGAGAGCCUGUUUGCUGAUCGGGUACUCUUUAUCUCUCUCAACUUCUUGUUUCUGUCUUUUGUUAAAUGUGCUUCACUGUACUGUUGUUGCACGUAUCACUAGCACUUUGACCCGUCUAUUGAUAAAUAAUCACCACCCUGUAACUGCUGUCACAACAUUUCUGAUUUGCUGCAGGUAUUUGACUUGUUUGAUAACACAUUAAUUACUUCAAAGCAGCAAUUUUACCUAGUUAAAAACAAGCAUAAACGUAUUUACAUAAA